Saprolegnia diclina VS20 is the source of this 738-nucleotide messenger RNA. RefSeq lists its product as hypothetical. The record is from RefSeq and is a predicted model, not a curated record. The coding region runs from base 1 to 738 and encodes 245 amino acids. The transcript is spliced from 2 exons. NCBI's taxonomy places the organism in Eukaryota, Oomycota, Saprolegniomycetes, Saprolegniales, Saprolegniaceae.
AUGGACGAAGUGGCCUUUCCAGCCAUCGACCGGGCGAAGCGCAGAUUCCUCAAGCGUACGGCGCCGCUUCGAUUCAACAGACGACACCAUAGCGGCGCCGGCCCGAGUGACAGCAGCGAACCGAAUGACAGCGACGCUGGUGCGCUCUUGCGCUCCCUCUACGAGGCACUCGACGCCGAUCUCGCGGGCCGAUAUGCGCUACCCGUCAUUGACGUGCCGGCACUUGACGCUAGCUACGCGGAGCUGCUUGUACUUCUCGACGCACCCAUCGCACUGCCUGAGCUUGAGUCGUGUGUCGUCGCAGCGCCAUCUCCGAGUACCAACACGGAGAACAUGAUUUUACGAUCAGCAACGACACAAACACCGUCGCCAGCGCAGUGCGCAGCGCGAAUCCAGCGGCGAUUCCGACGCUAUCUCGCUUCGGCGUUGUUUCGCGGCGGUCGCGCCCAGUGGCAACGAUAUGUCCAGUUCCAGCGCCGGCCACGCAGCCCCGCCUUCACGCCACGUGGUCUCUGGAGUGCGUGGCAGCGCUACGUCGCUGAGCGAAGACAGUGGCAAGGACGCGCCUCUGAAAGCGUCGUUGAGUCGAGAGAUGACGUUUUAGCCCGGCGCGCCGCCAUCAAGGCGCUGGACGGCGUCUACGGCAUGGCUAAAGCCCACGACAGUCGCCAGCGCCAACGACGCACGUUCAGCGCGUGGGUGCGAUGGAUCGCCAUACGACCGUGCGAUCGGAACUAG